AUGGGUCAUAGUGGGGUUGGUCGGUCUCUUUGUUGGGUCAUUGGGAGCACCAAAAAUUCCUUUAUUCAAAGUCAUGGAUCAAUAAGUGCUAGAGAAGUCUUAAUAACAGCAAACGAUGAAAAAUUGCGCGAUCCUGAUGGGUACGAGGCUAUAGCACAGUUACAUCAUCAAAUGGAUGACGAUCAGUCGGGUUCCAUUGAUCGGUUCGAAUCAACAGAUUUCUUGAAAGAAGAUAUGCAAUUGGGAGGUUUAGAUAGGGCCAAGCGAGAACGUGCUUUCCAUCAUAACCACGAUGAAUUAAUAACAGUGGAUGAUUUAUGGGAGGCGUGGUUUGCAUCUGAAGAGCGCUCCUGGACAGCAGCUGAUAUGGUGAAUUGGUUGGAAAAUACAGUUCGCCUUCCGCAAUACUCAUCUGUUUUUAUUGGAAUGGAAAUUGACGGUCGUGCUUUACCCAGAAUGGCUGUUGCUAAUUCUACCUAUUUGUCGUCUGAUUUGGGCAUCAAGAAUUCGGUGCAUAAGCAGAAAUUGCGUUUAAAGGCAUUAGAUGUCGUUCUUUUUGGUUUUAGCGGCGGUAAUUCGUCUCGGUUUAAAGACAUCGUUUUAUCAGUCUUAGUAAUUGUACUAGUUACGGUGCUUCUUGUUCUCAAAAUACAGCGAACACAAUCCCAUAUGCAAAUGGAGAAGUUGACGGCGAAAUUAUCACAGCUGAAAUCAAUGCAAAGCCAUUUUGAAGAUGUUCAGCAGAAAUUUGAGGAAGAACAAAAAAAAAGACAGUCGAGUCGAGGUGUGCCAGAAAGCGAACAAGUUGAAUCGUUGAAGUCACAACUUAUGGAAGCUGAGCGCUUAUUGGAAAGUUCUGGUUCGGCUCCUCUUGCUUUGCAACCACUGUUAAGAAGCAAAAAGUUAAAGCGCCAACUUGUCAGGUUAGACAGACAGCCUACUUUAAGAGGUCGGAACAAAGUUUUUACUGAGGCCUUGACUGUUCUAAGGACCUGUGAAUUAGAAGUGAGUUAUGUUGGUCAGCAACGGAUGGAAUGUAUUGCUGAGAUGAGAGAAGCAAUUGAACAUAUCGAUAAACUUCGGAAAAAGCAAUCAGGCAUUGUUUCCUCUAUCAAACUUGCUACGGGUGCUUCAUCGGGAACAGAUCACAUCGAUUCGCGCAUUUUUGCUUUAAAAGCCCGAAUGGAGAAAAUCUCAUUGGCGAUGAGUGAAUGUCAUCAGCGAUGGAUUGAAAUUGAAUCACUUUGUGGUUUCCCGUUGGUUCCUACAUCAGUUACUGCUGAAAUAAUGUUUCCUUCUACAGUGCCGAGUAGUGUGUUACCAAGAAGCGGAUCCUCCAGUUCGUUUUAUCGUAAAUCGGAUUUAGUUGGCGGUACAGUGACGGCAAGCAUGGCUUCAUCUUCUACAUCUGGAAAUAGUCCGCCUGUUAUAAUCGAAGCUCCUUCGGAUGUUGGCGGUCUAACAUCACCACCUAUUUGCUCAUGUACGUACGAAAGUUUUACACCUGCGGGAGCUCGAUAUUCGGAUUAUUCAAAUUUGCAAAAACCCAUUUACGACAAUAUCAGUGCUUCAAGACCUUUAAAAUUUGUGACCGAUAGCAAUCAACCACUUCAGCAUUCCAUAUCUGCUGUAUCAUUUAGCAAACCUCGGCAUCUUGGAUCUGUUGCCGAAAUGCAGAAAUCCCGAAAACAAAGCGUUGGUUCUCUUAUGGGAGCUAUUACUGAUGCUGAGUUUUCAUCCUCAGCUUCAACAGUUAAUAAAACCGGAAAUCACAAAGGAUGGGCUUUUGUACUUUUUACAGAUUCUGAGGUAGCACAGUUAGCCGCUGAAGCUAUGGACGGUUAUCUAAUGUUCGAAAAACGAUUGGAAUGCAAAAUAAUAAAAAAUAAGAAUUUUCCGCCUUGUUUAUGUAAAGGACCGCGAAUAAUUUCGCCGCCGCUAAAAUAUGCUAGUAGGAAGCGUCAUGCGAAGAAACUAAAUAAGAUGCAAAGUGGAUGGUGCGAAGAAAUGGCGGAAAAACGAUUGCUGAAGAAAAUGAAGAUUAGAAGAAAUAAAUUUGCUGAACUAGGUUAUCAAUUACCACCUAUUGUUGGACUGUCGGAAACGAAGCAAAUCAUGCCAAUGAAGGAUGAAAUAAGCAUAAAAUCAGAUGAUACAGAAAGUCAAGUGAAGAGCAGUCGGAUGAUACAGAAAGCCAAGUCCAAGAAAGUAACGGAAAUUCUCGUGACGAGAAAGAUUAGAACAGAUAUGGUAAAAAGUCAACGAAAGCGACGAAAAGUGAAAUAA
Messenger RNA from Acanthocheilonema viteae, 2286 nucleotides. Lineage: Eukaryota; Metazoa; Nematoda; Chromadorea; Rhabditida; Onchocercidae. The record is from the annotation of a GenBank genome assembly.